This is a messenger RNA of Carlito syrichta (Philippine tarsier), 616 nucleotides long. It is a transcript of the gene MRPL57, whose product is annotated as mitochondrial ribosomal protein L57. The transcript is spliced from 3 exons. Gene Ontology annotation, biological process: mitochondrial translation. The record is from RefSeq and is a predicted model, not a curated record. Gene Ontology annotation, cellular component: mitochondrial ribosome. Gene Ontology annotation, molecular function: structural constituent of ribosome. NCBI's taxonomy places the organism in Eukaryota, Metazoa, Chordata, Mammalia, Primates, Tarsiidae. The coding region runs from base 1 to 327 and encodes 108 amino acids.
AUGGCGCGCCCCGGGAGAAUCUCAGGCGGGAGCGGGCGCCAAGCCUCGGGGUCGCUGCAGCCCGCCGCCGCUUCGAAUCUCGGCGCCCUCCGCGUCUCCGGCUCUGCGCAGCGGCAGGCCAUGGUGCGGCGUCUGGAGGUGGAGGCCGAGAACCACUACUGGCUGAGCGCGCCUUACAUGACGGCCGAGCAGGAGCGGGGCCACGCCGCGGAGCGAAGGGCGCGGGCCUUCGAGGCCCUGAAAGCCGCCUGCGCCGCCCGCUUCCCCCCGCACCGGCUCGUGGAGCCCCAGCUGCGGCACCUGGAGAUCACCCGGAAGUGGACCUGAAGGUCGCCCCUCGGGCCCCUGCCGGACGGCCACGGCUCCUUCCGGCACCCAGUGCCGGAGAGCUGGCCUGUGCCAUCGCCCGGACCUGUGCCCUCGGCAACACAAGCAAUCAGCACCCCACGCGGUGGGUCGAGACCCUUUCGUCUUUGAGGAGCGCGCCUGGAGUCAUAGCCGGCUCUGAGGCGUGGGCUGAGUUGCUGUGUGUGUGAUACGGAAAUAUUGUGAACCGUUUAACAGAAGCUUGCAAAAUGACAAAAGAAAAAUAAAACAACUCAACCCCGUUACCCUA